AUGGAUUCUUACCCUCCAAUUCUCCGCCACCAAAACAACCAACCACAAAACCUAACCAACCCGGAUUCUAACCCGAUUCAUGUUUCGGAUCCUGUUCCAACCAUAGAUCUCAAGCACUUAAACCACAAAAACUUGGAUGAAGCUUGCAAGGAAUGGGGUCUAUUUCGUUUGGUGAACCAUGGAAUUCCAUUAACCCUUAUGGAACAGCUUCAAGAUGUAACAAAACAAGUGUUUUCUUUGUCUUUUGAGUCCAAACAAGAAGCAUGCAAGGAAUGUCCUAUCACAUACUUUUGGGGUACCCCUGCCCUAACUCCAUCUGGAAAAGCUUUAUCAAAAGAAACUCAGAAUAUCAAUUGGGUUGAAGGUUUUGAUGUACCAUUGUCUAAACUCGAUGAAUUUCAACAUCAAGUUCCUUCACUUGAGUCCAUAAGGCUUUUGCUAGUGGAGUAUGCAACCCAUCUUUCAAGAGUUGCUACAACUUUAUUUGAAGCAAUGGCUAAGAACCUUGAUCUGAAUCUCAAAGACACAAAGUCCUAUUUGGCUGAAAACACUGGCAUCGUGCGUGUGUAUCGCUACCCACGCACUGAUGCUGGUUGGGGCAUGGAGGUUCAUACCGAUAGCUCAGUCUUGUCGAUAUUGAACCAAGAUGACCAUGUGAGCGGACUUCAGGUUCUCAAAGAUGAUCAAUGGCUAACCGUAAAGCCCAUUUCCAACACAUUGGUUAUCAACCUUGGUGACAUGAUGCAGGCUAUUAGCAGCGACACAUACAAGAGUGCUUCACAUAGAGUGAAGGUGGAGAAAGAUAUAGAGAGGAUUUCAAUAUGCUACUUUGUAUUCCCUGGUGAAGACGCCAUAAUCGAGAGCUCCAAGUACAAGCCAUUUACUUAUAAUGAUUUCAGAGCACAGGUGCAACAAGACAUCAAAGCUCUUGGGCAUAAAGUUGGGCUUGCAAGGUUUCACCUCAACCAAGAUUCUUAA
Molecule: messenger RNA, 978 nt
Organism: Lathyrus sativus (Indian pea)
Lineage: Eukaryota; Viridiplantae; Streptophyta; Magnoliopsida; Fabales; Fabaceae
Source: the annotation of a GenBank genome assembly